Messenger RNA from Trichoderma gamsii, 1002 nucleotides. RefSeq lists its product as hypothetical. Gene Ontology annotation, molecular function: double-stranded DNA binding. Lineage: Eukaryota; Fungi; Ascomycota; Sordariomycetes; Hypocreales; Hypocreaceae. Gene Ontology annotation, cellular component: nucleus. The record is from RefSeq and is a predicted model, not a curated record. The transcript has a single exon. Gene Ontology annotation, biological process: DNA replication; DNA damage response. The coding region runs from base 1 to 1002 and encodes 333 amino acids.
AUGCCCAAAGCUGAGGUUGGCUCGACCAAGCACUUGAGCAACAGGCUCAAGUCAAAGGGUCUCCAACGUCUAAGAUGGUACUGCCAAGUCUGCGAAAAGCAGUGCCGCGAUGCCAAUGGGUUCAAGAUGCAUACUCAGUCCGAAGGCCACGUGCGCCAAAUGCUCGUCGUCGGCGAAGAUCCGAAAAAGUACAUCAACCAAUACAGCGACGAGUUCCUAAAGGACUUCCUGCAGCUGUUGAAGACGGGCCACGGAGAGAAGCAAGUGCAGAUCAACCAGUUUUACCAAGAGUACAUUGCCAACAAAGAACAUAUUCACAUGAACGCGACGAAAUGGCCGUCGCUGACCGAGUUUGCCAAAUACCUGGGGAGAGAGGGAAUGUGUCGGGUGGAAGAGAACGAGAAGGGAUUUCACAUCAGCUGGAUCGAUAACUCCCCUGACGCCCUGCGGCGACAAGAGGCUUUGAGGAGGAAAGAAGCCCAAGAUCAAGGAGACGAAGAAAUCGAGCAACGCAUGAUUCGGGAACAAAUCAAACGAGCUGAGCAAGCCGCCGGCAAACGCGAUGCAGAAGCAGAAGAGGAACAAGAGGGUAGAGAACUCAAAAGGCAGGAUGGAGAGAAAAUCAAACUGUCAUUUGGUGCGAAACCUAAGCCAGAAGAGGCCCAGAAACCUCCUGAGGAGAAGCCAGAGGGGUCAAAGGACGCCGACAAGGUCGAGCAAGCAGAUUCCGAUGCCCCGAACGAACAGCCAAAGCCAGUCGCGAGCAAAGGGGGUUUCGGCGGAAUAUCAUUAAAGCUUGGUGACAAGCCACAGACGAAAAACGUGUUUGUCCAAGCAAAGAAGAACGCGUUAGCUUCAGGGUCGAAGAAGGCAUCUUUAAUACAGCAGCCUAAGAAGAUGAGCGAAGCCGAGAGGAUUAUGAAAGAGGAAAUGGAAAGGAAAAGGCCAAGCGGUUCAGUUGGUUUUGGAAUGCCCAGUGGCAAAAAGCAAAGGAAUCAUUAA